Molecule: messenger RNA, 7052 nt
Organism: Siniperca chuatsi (mandarin fish)
Lineage: Eukaryota; Metazoa; Chordata; Actinopteri; Centrarchiformes; Sinipercidae
Gene: sgsm2
Product: small G protein signaling modulator 2
Exons: 25
Coding region: 304-3510 (1068 amino acids)
Molecular function (GO): GTPase activator activity
Source: RefSeq, a predicted model, not a curated record
UUGUUAUUCAGCCAUUUUUUUUGUCUUUGUUAUGUUUUUAGUAGGCAGGCAUAUUUAUAAAAUCUACAGUUUGAACUCAACUAUCAGCAGACAGAAAGGAAUGCUCUUCCAUACAGUAUAGUGGGGAAGGCGGGUCCUCUGACGUCACCGCCAAGCUGCUCGGCUGCGUCAGAGUCCAGCUGAGCGAAGGAAGAAGGAAACGGGGAAUAAAAAGGAAAGAGGCUGUGCAGGGCCGGGGAGAGCGGGCGGACAGUGUCAGUGAGACAGGCCUGUGUCGUGCACACCGCGGACGGACGGACAGACAUGGAGGGCUCCACGGAGGAAGACUACAAAGAGAAACUAUUAUGGAACGUCAAACGAGAGGUGAAACAGAUUAUGGAGGAAGCAGUGACUAAGAAAUUUGUCCACGAAGACAGCAGCCACAUCAUUGCUUUGUGCACUGCCAUCGAGGCCUGCCUGGGUCACCUGCUGAAGAGACGAGCAGCUGGUUUUCUCCGUAGCGACAAGAUCGCCGCCCUCUUCACCAAAGUCGGCAAAGUCUACGACACGGCCGGCGAGGUUUGCCGUAAAGUGCAAGAGCAACUCCAGCAGCAGGCUGAUCUCACCAGGAGAACCCAGAGUGUGGGCCAUGAACCUCUGAGGAGACAGGGCUCCUCCACCACCAGCCGCCCCCCUCAGCCCCUCUCUGCCCAGGCCAUCAAACACAUCUGGGUCCGAACGGCUCUCUUUGAGAAAGUUCUGGACAAGAUAGUGCAGUACAUCGUGGACAACUCCAGUAAAUACUAUGAGAGGGAAGCUCUGAUGCACGACACAGUCUUCGGGCCCAUCUUGGCAGCCCUACUGGUGGGGCCCUGUGCUCUGGAGUACACCAAACUGAAGACGUCGGAUCAUUUCUGGACAGAUCCCUCAGCCAACGAACUGGUUCAGCGCCAUCGUAUCCACGGGGCCCACCGGGGCCAAGACACCUCGGCCGGCCGCCGGCCUGCUCUGGGGAUCCGCAAGAGGCAGUCCAGUGGCAGCAUGUCAGACGACAGGUUUGCUGCAUCAGCGAGGGAGUAUGUGGAGUCUCUUCACCAAAACUCCAGAACACACCUUCUCUAUGGCAAAAACAACGUCCUGGUGCAACCGAAGAAGGACAUGGAGGUGUUGCGGGGCUACUUGUCACUCCACCAGGCUGGGGAUAACCUCACCUUGAAGUGGACUCCCAACCAGCUCAUCAACGGCACGCUGGGAGACUGUGACCUGGAGAAAAGUAUCUACUGGGACUAUGCACUGACUGUCCCUCUGCGCCAGAUAGUCUGUAUCCACUGUCACCAACGCCCUGACUGUGGUGGUACACUGGUUCUGGUCAGUCAGGAUGGGAUCCAGAGGCCGCCCCUCCACUUCCCCCCUGGUGGUCACCUCCUGGCCUUCCUCUCCUGUCUGGAAACAGGCCUUUUACCGCGGGGUCAGCUGGAGCCCCCCCUCUGGUCCCAGAAAGGCAAGGGAAAAGUGUUCCCUAAACUGAGAAAGAGGAGCAGUGCUGCCAGGCUCAUCGACCAGGACAGGAACACCGAGGAGCAGACAGCUGCUGACUACGUGUUUCGCAUUGUCUACCCUGGAUACCGCUAUGAUGCCAUCACUAUAAACUACCACCACACCACGGGCAGCCGCGCUCCGUCGCUGGACGAUGACGAGGAAGAGGAAGAUAGGCUCCAUGCUAUGAUCUCAAUGAUCUGCUCGCGGAACCUCACAGACCCUAAUGUCAUGAAAGACCACGGGGAGAUGAUGGAGAUGCAGGGUUUUGGAGGCAGCCCGUCGUCGUGGCAACAGGCUGAAGUAACCACUCACGAGUCACUGUGCCAGUCCUGCACCACAGCUGGUAGCAACGUGUCGUUUGACUACCCGGCCGGCUGUACCUGCAUACAUGACCCAUCAGACAUUCACACUGUUCCUCUUAAGAUGCUCUGCCAGAACAUGAAGAGGCAGAUAGUCUCCAGAGCCUUUUAUGGAUGGCUGGCAUACUGUCGACACCUGUCCACUGUCCGGACUCACCUGUCAGCUCUGGUCAACCACAGCAUCGUCCCUCCAGACAGACCCUGCGAGGCGUCCGGGGGCCUCAGCAAGGAGGUGUGGAGCAAGUACCAGAAAGACUGCAAGAACUAUAAGGAACUGGAGCUGCUAAGGCUGGUUUAUUAUGGGGGAGUGCAGCACGACAUCAGGAAGGAGGUUUGGCCUUUCCUGCUGGGACACUACAAGUUUGGCAUGGGCAAAAAGGACAUGAGUCAGAUUGAUGCAAAGAUCAGCGAGCGCUACCAGCAGGUGAUGCGUGAGUGGAAGGCAUGUGAGGUGAUCGUCAAGCAGAGGGAGAAAGAGAUGCAGUCGGCCAUCUUUGCCAAGCUCUCCUCAGGCAGCAGCAUCGACAGCCACGUCCUGCGACUCGUUCACAGAGACUCCACACUCAGCAACGAGGUGUUUCUGUCGGUGGAUGAGCCGGACGCGGGGAGCCAGGAGACCCCCAGUGGAGAGGACAGUACCCCCACCAUGACCACCCUGGUUCCCCCUGCAGCCCUCCCCCCAGAGGAGCGCCCUCUGGUGGAGUUUGACUCCCCAGACUCAGGUCUCCCCUCCUCCAGAAACUACUCCGUUACCUCUGCUCAUUCUCAGAUCCUGUCCAGCAUAGACGACGGUCAGAGUACGGAGGAGGAAGGAGGGGGGGGGGAGGAGAGCAGGACUCCGAGUGUGCUGGGGGGACAUCAGGACUCUCUGAUAGAGGACAGGCUGUGCAGUCAGCUGGACAAACUGGUGACCAAUGGAGCGGCUGCAGAGGGGAUAUCACCUUCACUCUCCUCAUAUACGAUCGAGCUGUUGGACACAGUUGCCCUCAACCUCCACAGGAUAGACAAAGAUGUGCAGCGCUGUGACCGCAACUAUUAUUACUUCACCACAGCCAACCUGGAGAAACUACGCAACAUCAUGUGCAGCUAUGUGUGGGAGCAUUUAGAGAUGGGCUACGUUCAGGGCAUGUGUGACCUGCUCGCUCCGCUCAUGGUCAUCCUGGAUGAUGAGUGCCUGGCAUACAGCUGUUUUACUCAGCUAAUGAAGAGGAUGAGUCAGAACUUCCCUAAUGGCGGAGCCAUGGACACACACUUUGCCAACAUGAGGUCACUGAUCCAGAUCCUGGACUCGGAGCUGUUUGAACUGAUGCAGCAGAAUGGAGAUUACACUCACUUCUACUUUUGUUACCGCUGGUUCCUGCUGGACUUCAAGAGAGAGCUCCUGUAUGAGGAUGUGUUUGCAGUGUGGGAGGUGAUCUGGGUGGCUCCCAGGAUUUCCUCGCAGCACUUUGUCCUGUUUCUAGCCUUGGCCCUGGUCACAGUUUACCGCGAGAUCAUCAUCGACAACAACAUGGACUUCACUGACAUUAUCAAGUUCUUCAAUGAGAUGGCUGAGCGUCAUGAUGUCCAACAUAUCUUGAAGAUAGCACGUGAGCUGGUUCACAAAGUCCAGUCUCUGAUGGACAACAAGUGACUAUAGAGGAGGAGGAGGAGGAGGAGGAGGAGGACUGGGAGGAUGCAGAGGGAGAGAGUGUCCGACCCUACAGGACACUCCGCUCUUCCUCUCAUCCCUCAGAGAGUGUUUCCAGGCCUCCACCUAUCCAGAGUAGGUCAAGGAGUCCAGGUCUCCUCCCUGCCCAGUUGAAGGCCCUGGGAGGAGGGCAGGAGCGCUGCUGAGGUGGGCCUAGCUCUGGAGCUCAGCCUCAAUCUGUUUACAUUUACCUUCACAUGGAAUGCCCAUGGUGUCCGUUCAGACAUGUGGAUUUGUCUGCAUGCUUGUGAGUUUGAUCACACUGUGAACACAUUCUUGAGUCUCCCCAGUUCUUCAGAGCUUGUGUGUGCAUGAAAACACACACACACACACACACACACACACACACACACACACACACACACACACACACACACACACACACACACACACACACACACACACUCCAAAACAACAUUGGCUCUAUCAAUACUCCAGUUUUCUAGAGUGUCACUCUUUUCCUGACUCUGAACCAGAAGAUGUCGGAUGCCUGUCAGGAAGUCUGAAGCGUUCUCAGUGUUUGAUGAAUGUGUUCCUCCAUGCAAUGCCAGCGGUGGCCACUAGAGUGCAGGAUUCACAUACAACAUUGUCAGAGGAGCAGAAGACUUAGCCACGAAGAAGUUUUCAUUAGUGACCAAAUGGACUGUGCCAACUACCUUUUCAUGAGUGUUUUCUACAACAAGCAUGUGUGUUUUUACCCCCCCCCCCAUUAUCACACAAACGUUGCCUUUAUCAGUGACAGCCCAAGGUACUUAGGUGCACUUUUUGUGAGGGUUUCCUUCAUGGUGCCUGUGAAGGCCUCAUCAGAGUCGGUGGGGGCCAGAGGUGCCACAAGAGGCCAAACUGUUGAGAACCUCAGAAUGAAUUGCAGCCAACUUUCCUGAGCAUGUUAGUCAGUGGUUAAAGCAUGUUUGAUCCUUGUUCCAAGACAGAAGAAGCAUCGCAGCAGAGCACAACAGUAAAGACAAAAGCACACAGGCCGUCCUCCCUGCUUUAAUAUAAAACUUGUGCAUCUCUGUUUUGUAGUACCAGGAUUUUAGUUCAGGGCCAUAGCUACCACCGGGGACGCUGAGGUCAUGUCUCUGGUAAUAUUUCUGGGAAUUGGGGAUGUUUAAUAACCUGAAGAUGCAUUAACAUUCUAUGAUUUAACACAUAUUACACAUGGUCCGUUUUUAAGGCAGAUUCAGAUUAUUUAUUUAUUUUUAUAAAUAAUAUAAAAUGUGACUGUUUUUAGGCAAACAUUUUAAUUAGAAUAAACAGAUUUAGUAUUAUCCAACACCUUUUUAGACCAUUAUGUUGGGAGAUACAAUUUUUUCCUACUCUCAAAAUGUUUAAAUUGUGGAAGUUGUUUUUGUGGCUUGUUAAAAAUUUCUCAGAUGGGUUGAGGGGAAUUUGGACUGAUUCAGUUUGCUUCUGCAAGGUUGGCUGAAGUUUAAAAGGACAUUGAGCUAAGAUACAGUGACUGAAGGACACAUUUGACAAGAUGAAACUAUCCAAUGAAUUGAGUAUUAUAGAUUUGUAGCUGGUUAGAAGAAGUAGAUACGUCAGGCUGAGAGAAAGAGGGUGUAAGAAAAUAAAAAAUGAAACAUGAUUAAGAAAAACCUUUGAGAAUAGAAAGAAAGCAACAGAUUGAUUAUAUUUACCUGUUUCUAAAGGGGGAUAUUCCUUUAAGAAGAAGGCAUUAUUCUAUAUUUUUGUUAUUGUCAACAAAUCCCAUGAAAAGACCAAAGCAAAACCAACUUCCCUACCCUGUCUGUGGCACUCAGCCACAAGCCCAUUGGUUCCUACUGAAGACGUGCAUCUUUAAAAGCGGGUCUCAAAUACAUAGUUUCAUUUUUUUUAAAGGCUCAGUAAGUUACUAAAACUGCUGGGCACUGUAGUUUUUAGCAAACUUUACACAAACAAGAGUGCAUUUGUUGGAGACUGUUUUCAGAGGUGGAUUAAUACACAGGUGAUGGUGUUUACAGCAGCAGGACUAGGGUUGACGGUUUCCUCCUGAUUUUUAAAAUGAUCCCUUCUUGGGAAUGUGUCACUCUUUUCCUGGGAUUUGCCAUAAAUGAAGUUUGAUUUUAAAAACCGACUUCUUAAUCAUAAAAUGACAUUUAUUAAAAUGUUCUGAUAUUAUUCUUUCAUAUUGUGGUGUGACAAUGUGGUAUUAAUAGAGCAGUUCCUCUUAAAAGUACAUCUUAAAGGUGGAGGAAUAAGGUAUAUCAGCCUUUGACACACACAAAGUACUGGUUAGUAGAUACAUUCUCUGUUGGUUUUGGGCUUUUCAUGGGAUUUGUUGACAAUAAGAAAAAUAUAGAAUAUUGCCUUAUCCUUUAAAUGAAUCCAUGUUUGCGUUUGGAACUGGAGUCAAACAUGCUCACUGAUCUGAAGGCAGCACAGAGACUGUUCAGCGUCUUAUUGCAUUCAGCAGUACUAGCAGGAAAAGUGGUUGCAAUUGUCCAUGUGGAUCCUGAUUCUCCUCCUGUCUAAAGUCCAGCCUCUGAAAAUAAAACACACUGGGUUGGUCUAUAUAACAGAUCCCAGUUUUUUGUUAUUUAAAUACCUGAGAAGAAGCUGCUUUUAAUGCCAAACUCUCUCUAGUGAAUCAGUAUUAGGAUGGUUUUGGCUUCACAGUAACAGCACAGAGUACAUUCACAUUUGUAUCUGAAGGGAAUCUGGGAAAUGUUUGAUACUGUUUCCAAUCCCCCUCAUUAGUGUGACCCUUAAUCUCCACCCUCCUCGCCUCCUUAAAAUGUCCAACACGGCUGCAUAUGAUUGGUCAUCCAGCACAGACCUGCACCUGUGAUUCAAGUGCCACGAGUCUUCCCCAAUCCUGAAGUGUACUGUAGUCAUCCGGCUCCCUGAUUCGCUAGUUUGAUCCCAGGAACGGGUGGUGGUGUGGAUGUACCUUGCUACGGCCACUCCCCCCACCCCACCCCCCACCCCGCCGCUAUGGUGACGGAGGAGGGCUGGUGGGGAAAUCAGGGCCAAUAGCAGAGCUUUUUCUUCCAAUCAGGACAUUGUGUACCAAAGCCUUGAAACAGCCCCCUCUGUGGCAUGAUGACAAUGUGCAAUUUCAUACUGCAUCUUGAAGACUGACUGUUUACUAUGUGUGUAAAAUAUUUUUGAACUACUGUGCAAUUUCUGUCGUUUGAGAAAAUCCAUCAAAGUCUAUAUUGCUGUAAAUACGAACCAAAAGCCCGAUAUUUCUAUAAAGACAGUCAGAACAUAUAUAACUUAUUUUGAGAUCUAUUUUUAUGUUGGUUUUAGCAGCACUAGUUGGAGGUGUAUACUGUGCAGAAAUGCACAAUGUGUGCAGACUAUGUUACACGUUGACUGUUAAGUGUUCUUUCUCAAUGUUGUGCACUGACUUCAAUUCAGAUUUCAAAUUUCUAUUUAUUUAGAGAGCCAAUGAUUGCAUUGCUGAAUAUGUAUUGGUAAGGAUGUAUCAUUUGCCUUGAAUGUAAUGUAUUAUUAAACAAGAGGUUGUUCAUUAA